Molecule: messenger RNA, 723 nt
Organism: Cherax quadricarinatus
Lineage: Eukaryota; Metazoa; Arthropoda; Malacostraca; Decapoda; Parastacidae
Source: RefSeq, a predicted model, not a curated record
CAAGGUUGUGAACAUCAUCGUCUUACUCCUCAUCACCGUCUUAGCCUAGCAAUAACAUGGCAUCUGUGUUUGUCCUGCUCAUCGUGUUGAUCUUCCAGCAUCCUGCUGCAGGAUUCUUCUUCAAAAAGUUACACAAGUGUGAUGUUUCCCAGGUGCCUCAGUUCUCCCAGACAACUGUACAACUUCAGGAUAUUCAUAUAGUAAAUGAAGCGCUUAGAGCACCAAUAUACAAGCUAUCUGCAGUGCCCUUAACAAGCACAGUCCCUUAUACCACUUCAAGCCUCUUCCCUAUAAGAUCUGAAACCAGCAAAUUGCAGGUGACAGAGACGUACGUGAUAACGACCACUGUGGCUAUUCCUGUGUCUCGCAUUCUGAGCACCACCCUCUCUCUUACCACAACUCUUGUGAACUUUGCUACCGUUAUCAACACCAACCACUAUACUGUCUUCAAUACUGUUGAAGCAAAACAAACUUUGCUUCUAGCAACAACAAAUUAUGAAACGCUUUUAUCUGAUGCCAUUCACACUGUUUUUCAAACCCAAACAUCUACGGUGACGUGGACACAGACUCAGGAACUUACGGUGGAAAUGUUCUUGACUGUGGAAGAUACCAUUCCAGUUACAAGCACUUUAUAUGUUCCUGAGUAUAGCACCGUUACCAGCACUCGCACUCAGUUGAUCACUCAAACAGUCUGUCCUCUACAGUAAAUAGUGUUAGUCUUAA